Messenger RNA from Komagataella phaffii GS115, 717 nucleotides. RefSeq lists its product as uncharacterized. The transcript has a single exon. The coding region runs from base 1 to 717 and encodes 238 amino acids. NCBI's taxonomy places the organism in Eukaryota, Fungi, Ascomycota, Pichiomycetes, Pichiales, Pichiaceae. The record is from RefSeq and is a predicted model, not a curated record.
AUGUUUAAAGCUGCUUCCAGAAUUCUACUCGCCGGUACCUUCUUUGCAGGAGGAUAUGUAACAAUGGUGAGGCCAUGGCCCACUUCGUUCACAAUGUUUGACGUAGAAAGACAAAAGAAUCUUUUCAAGUAUGGGAAGAGAUUCAAUAACGAUGUUGUAAUCCAAAGUAUAAGGCAAAGCAAAGCAUUUCAGACGUACGCUCAGGAUGAAGGUUACAAGUUAAUCACACAUAGUGAAAUUUUACCCGAACAAAUGUUGAAAAAUCAUGUGAGCCAGGGGAUUAUGGCUGGAGAGAGACAUUUAGAGAUAGACCCAAUUGUGUUUUUAGAUGAAGAAGGUGGUAGAAUUCGUGUUUUCUACCAAUUGGGAAGCGACCUAGUUGGAAGCGACAAUAAGAUACACAACGGUCUGAUUGCUACUCUUUUAGAUGAACAGUUGUGUCUAUGUGGAUUCAAGAAAUUGCCUAGUGGUAAGGGUGUGACGGCCCAACUGACAAUCAAUUUUGAGAACAAAGUGGAUCCUGGAUCCACAGUGAUUCUAAAGGGCCAGCUUAUGGAAGCGAAGGGAAGAAAAUGCAUAAUCAAGGGAAAUAUUGAAACGCUAUCUUAUAACGACAGGCAAGAGGAGUCUACGAAAAUUGCUACUGCGCAAUGUGUCCUAGUGGAACCAAAGUGGUUUAAGUAUUUAUCUUGGCUUAAAGUAUUUGAUACAGUUUAA